Drosophila kikkawai is the source of this 493-nucleotide messenger RNA. RefSeq lists its product as uncharacterized. The record is from RefSeq and is a predicted model, not a curated record. Gene Ontology annotation, cellular component: membrane; Ssh1 translocon complex. Lineage: Eukaryota; Metazoa; Arthropoda; Insecta; Diptera; Drosophilidae. Gene Ontology annotation, biological process: post-translational protein targeting to membrane, translocation; protein targeting. Gene Ontology annotation, molecular function: transmembrane protein transporter activity.
GUUCGGUACAACAGCUGGCAAUUAUUAGGACCGAAUUCCAUGUCGAUCUCAACAGGCCUGGGGAGUCCAGUUACCAGGCUCAUAUACGAACAAGUUUUGCCCCAAAAAAAUCAAUUUGGAUAUCAAAAGAUGGAGCAACUCAUAGCUCGUCGGCGCAAGUACCAGCGCAAAGAUGAUGAGGCGAGCCUCUGCCAAAUGCUACCCAAUUUGAAAAGCAAGUCCUUCAAGGGACUGGGACGACGGGUCAAAACUCAGCUACUUCGAGUCCUGCCCUCCGCUGCUCUGGCCAAGAACUCACUGCGCUUCCUGAAGCGCUGCACCAAGCCCAAUCGCCAGGAGUUUCAACGCACCUGCUUGGCCAUCGGAGUGGGAUUCCUCAUCAUGGGCUCGAUUGGAUUCGCGGUCAAACUGAUUCACAUACCCAUCACCAGCAUUCUUAUGUCCUGAGAGCCAGGAAACUUGAGCGGAAAUAAAGUUUCAAUUCAACUGCCUA